This is a messenger RNA of Porites lobata, 4763 nucleotides long. NCBI's taxonomy places the organism in Eukaryota, Metazoa, Cnidaria, Anthozoa, Scleractinia, Poritidae. The record is from the annotation of a GenBank genome assembly.
AUGUCCAUUGUCCUCUACCUCUUUGAAUUGUUUCUUAUCUACUAUGUCUUCCGCGACAGAGAUUUUCCCAGGAUUGUCAUCACUGUGGAUAACAGGUAUUUGCCGUCUUCACUAAGUCUUGUCGUUUGGUUCUUGAACCUUGUAAAAACAGUUCAACCUACCGUAAGUGACUACGCGGCAAAAGGCUGACAUUUAUCACUCUUUUUGCCUUCCAUCCUUUUCUUUUAUUUAUUUAUUUAUUUAUUUGAAUAAAUAUUUAUAUGUUCAUUUGAUUGAUUGAUUGAUUGAUUGAUUGAUUGAUUUAUAUUGCAGACGCUUGUUCUCGAUUAUGUCAUACUUCUUCUUCUUUUUCAACAUUCUGGUCGGAUUGUUUUCUGGCUUUCUUCGCAUCACCUUGGGUAUAGUUGUAGGAGUUGUAUUCCUGGCUCGUUUAGAACGGUCGACCUUGAUGCAGGGAUUUCAGAGAUUUGACGAAGGCAUGUCGAAAUCUUUAAAGGGGAAAACUGUACACGGUUUUCCGUAACCAUGAUAAUUUUUAUUCUACUUGCAUUUAAAAUAUGAAAAGAGCUAGAAAUAACUUACAAAAUGCAGUCAGUUCAAGGUGAAGGCGGUUAUCGCGGUAGAGACCAUACGAAACAUUAGAUAAUAUCGAUGCCAUACGUCCCUAUUGUUUGCUCUCCCACUCAUCCCUUCUUUAUCGCCUGAUUUCUCCCUCCUCUCUCAUCUUUUCGACACAUUAUCAUCCUCCUCCCUGGGCUGUUCACAGACCCUCUAUUUUCCCCUUAAAGAUCGUCGAGCGCGCGUAUGGAAAUAAAAACCGCCGGUGGCCAUUACGAGCCGCAAGGUCGAUUUUCGUGCACGCACCAGGGAUCCUUAAUUUCCAUGGAGAUACCCACAAACUGGACUCAAGUAACUACAGGGCGUUAGUCUUGACACAUUUCCUUGCGCACCUCAGGUGUGCACAUUAAUCGCUUUCUGUCAGUUCAUCUGUCAAUAAACUCAUUUUAGGACAGGACACAAAUUUGCGUCAAAUAUCAGAGCUUGUCUUCUGCGCGCCGAAUUUAUACCAUCGGAGCGAGAUAUUUUAACUCAGCUAUGGUUCUCGUCAAAAUCACUUAAUGAAAAUACUUGAAUUCAUGGUUGGUGUUAAAAAAGGGUCUUGGUGCAAGUCUUGGAAAAAAAAGAAAUAUUUUUUUCGUUUCUUAAGCGAAAGGCAAAAUCUAGCGCUUUAUGAAGGUCGAAUUCGAACCCUCCAAAGUAAUAAUUAUUCGGUACGUUACCUGGUAAGUUACAUAUUGUCGCCGAAAUGGUUUCAAAAGUUCAACGUGAAGAGUUCUGGAUGUUAUUUCGCAUUAUGUCCGAAGGACAGAAACUGUGUUCGCCGAUAUAAGGUAAGAGAGACCUUUAUUAUUUAAAAGGUAGAGGAGCAGCUUGUUAUGGCUCUCGCAUGCGGAGUUCGAGCACAUCGGUGAAGCCGGUUUGACGACACUGAGGAAAACUGAGGAAAAUAUUUACUUGCCUUUGGUAUUGUGUAUAUCCUCGAUCACUAUACAAUAACGCACAAAUAUUAUAAUUCAAAGGGCAUUUACAACACGCGGCAAAAGAGCCGUGAUCCCGCCAAAAUGCUCGAACCAUCUAACAGAGUGUAAAAAGGGGGCUGGUAGGCAACACACGACUUUUACUUCGUGCCAAAAUGCUGCUUGUUCCAAAAAUUGUUUUCUCUGGUGGGUAUAUUAUAUUCUGGGUUCUACUCUUUGAAUGAGUAAAUGUGAAUUUUGCCGCUUGUUUCAUACUGAGAGGUCAUGACACGCAUAUUGAUUUUCUGCGGUUAUUGUUUCUGGUCGGCAUGAUUUGUCCUCUGAGGCAAGAGCACUUUCUUCGACCUCUUUUGAAACGUAAAUCUCUUCCUUUUCGGCUAAAUAAGAGUUUUAGGUUGUUUAGUCUUCUCGAAAGUGCCUCCUGGAUCUGAAUAGCUAAAGGCGAUAUUCUUUUGUCCGUGAAUGUGAUGGUUUCCUUCAAUUUAUGUCACGCUGGGCCCAACUCGUUUAGUAUUUUCUGCACGAUGUUAAAUUUUCACCGAAAGUGAUUUACAGAUCCAAAUUUCAAGGAAUGGAUUAUAGGAACGCAUUUUGUGAAGAGAGAUUUUUUAAGUAAGAAGAACUCGGAUCCUUAAAUCGAUAGUGUUUUAGCUAGCCAAUUGCAAUUUUCAUAUCCUGUGUUAGUUAGGAUAAUUCAGUAGGUUAUUCUCUCCUCUCCCUCUUAGCUUACAGGCGGUGCGCCCAAGUUUAAGAGGUGAAGAGAGAUUUUUUUCAAGGGUAAAAAACUCGUAGCUUGAAUCGAUCAUGUUUUACUACCUAGCCAAUUGCAGUUUUCAUGCGCUAUGUUAGUUUGGAUAAUUCAGUGGAUUAUUCUCUCCUCUCCCUCUUGGCUUCCAGGCGGCGCGCCCAAGUUUAAGAGGUGAAGAGAGUUUUUUAAGGUAAAAAACUCGUAGAUUGAAUCGUCAUGUUUUAGCUAGCUAGCCAAUUGCAGUUUUCAUGCGCUGUGUUAGUUUAGAUAAUUCAGUAAAUUUUUCUCUGCUCUCCCUCUUAGCUUACAGGCGGCGCGCCCAAGUUUAAGAGGUGAAGAGAGAUUUUUUUCAAGGGCAAAAAGCUCGUAGCCUGAAUAGACCAUGUUUUACUAGCUAGCCAAUUGCAGUUUUCAUACGCUGUGUUAGUUUGGUUACUCUCUCCUCUCCCUCUUGGCUUACAGGCGGCGCGCCCAAGUUUAAGAGGUGAAGGGAGAUUUUCUUAAAGUGAAUAGUACAUAGCUAAAAUCGAUCGUGUUUUAGCUAGUAAAUGCAGCUUCUUUACAUUGCUUUAGUUUGUAUAAUUCGGUAGAUUUUUCUCUCCUCUUCCUAAUGGCUUACAGGCAGCGCGCCCAUUCUUAAGAAGCUGUGAUAAAGUAGUCGUUACAGAGUUGUUGUUUUUGUUCAUAUUUUGUUUUUGUUAGUGUAUAUAAUCAGUAGAUUUUUAUUUUCUCUGCCUCUUAAGUCUUUAGCUCUUAUGCGAUGCGCCCAAUCUUACGACAAGUGGUGUUGGUUUCAAAAGCGAAAUUUAGUAAUUGUGAUUUUUUUUUUGAUCUACGGUUCUCAGUCUGGAUAAUAUUCAGCGUGAUGCCUAUGUUUGAUGUACACCGGAAACCGGAAAAAAGCUAGUUUUGUCCGCGGGCGGCAAUACUUUAAUUUCGACAGUUUAAGGUAAAAUAUUAAGAUAAUGUCUAAAUCAUUUGUGAACUGUGAUAGUUUUUUUGCGUAAAUAUCUCUCUUCGAUCAAAUGUGACAAUUAGGCCAGAUUUAUACUAGCGAUGUAAAAAUUUCCUCCGUCUAUGUUGAAACCGAACAAACCUCGCGGGUAUCCGCUUUGGCGGCUGAUCUCCCUGAGAGAUUAUUGAGUUGUUGUUUUCAUUGUUUAUUCGUCAAGUUCUCAGUUGUAAUUAUUUUUCGGUAAUAUUAUUCUUAUUUAUGUUUGUUGAGUGGGUCGGCUAAAAUUAAAGACGAAGAGUGAAGCUCCAAUGCAGAAUUUUUGAAGUCUAUUUGAUAUUAUGCUUUCGACAGUGCACGUGAAUAGCAACUAGGUUGGGUGUCCACUUAAGAUAAACUGGAUUAAGUGUCGAAGAUGAAAGAUUGCUCAAUAAAACGAACAUUGUUGACAGCUUUAAGAUAGGCUCAGGGUCUCUUGAUGUAAUAUAACCCUUGGUUCAAAACAAUAGACUUGGCGCCUCGCCCUUCAGAAAUAUGCGAAGAUUGCGACGUUGAACGUCGCAAUCCCCCGAAAAUCGAGCCUGCGGCUUGUAAUGAGCAUCAGGGGUACUCCGUGGUUGCUCUAGCACGCCCGCUUCGCUCGCGCACUGUCAGAUUGUCGAAAAAAAAAAUCGUCUAUGGCCAGGCUACUUCCUUCCUAAACCGUUUCGUUCUCUCCGUUCUCAAAAGAGUGUAACUUGUUAACAACGACCGUCAAUCCAAUCAUUCAACAAAGGCCUUGCCAUGAGGUUCCAGUCUCCCUCCAUCUCACAUUUUUAUCCUUCUCUUCUACAGCAUUUGAUGCUUACCUUGGUUUUAUCAACCUGCUUGUUGCUCAGAGCCAUCCCGUGAUGCUUUCGUUUUGUCAGCUACUGAUAAACAGGGACAAAGGUCACCAGCCUAAUUCGGAAUCUCCAGCAGGUGCUCAGUCUGAGAACCGAGAUUGUUCAAUGGAAACUGGGGGUGCCUCUGGUAUGUGCUUGGUUAAUCCUGUUAAAUCCAUCAAAUAUUUGAAACAUCAUUUAAACAGUAGAACCCGACAUAACGAGAUGCGAUUAGCGACUGGGGAUACAAGCACCUGCGUCAUUUCCUGGGCACUUUAAAUCAGGGCCCUAUUCAACACAUUUUAUUAUAAUUGGGGUGUAAAAUGGUUACGUUAUAGUUCAAGGGUUUGAAUUAGGGAGUAAGCAAAGACGUUUUUGAGCGACGCACAUCAACCGGAACUGACGCUACGAUUUUAAAAAAUCUCUCCUUUUUGGUGUAUAGGCAGCUAAUUCUGUUCUUUUUUUCGUUUGCAGUAUAUAUUCGUGAGCGAAGACUCCCGCGUAUGUCUCAAAAAGCAUUCAAUCGCUGGCAUGUGAUUGUGACACUGCUUCAUAACCCAUGUCUUAUCAAAUAUCGUAAGCGGAUUGGUAUAAGUCGUGCAACUUCCGUUAGCCUCUGGAGUAUCCGCUCUGACUUGAGCGACCUGCUGGUGCCUGCUUGA